Molecule: messenger RNA, 2154 nt
Organism: Bicyclus anynana (squinting bush brown)
Lineage: Eukaryota; Metazoa; Arthropoda; Insecta; Lepidoptera; Nymphalidae
Product: gastrula zinc finger protein XlCGF8.2DB-like
Exons: 1
Coding region: 1-747 (248 amino acids)
Biological process (GO): regulation of transcription by RNA polymerase II
Cellular component (GO): nucleus
Molecular function (GO): RNA polymerase II transcription regulatory region sequence-specific DNA binding; DNA-binding transcription factor activity, RNA polymerase II-specific
Source: RefSeq, a predicted model, not a curated record
AUGUGCAAUUAUAGAAGUGCACACAAAAAUGAUUUAAAAAAACAUAAAAGGACGCACACGGGCGAAAAGCCUUUUUCUUGCGAGAUAUGUAAUCAUAAAUUUGCACAAAAAAUACAGUUAUUAAAUCACAUAAAAACACACACUGGCGAAAAGCCUUUUUCUUGUGAGAUAUGUGAUUAUAAAUGUGCACAUAAACAUAAUUUAUUAAAUCACAUAAAAACGCACACUGGUGAGAAGCCUUUUUCUUGUGAGAUGUGCAAUUAUAGAUGUGCACUUAAAGAUGAUUUAAAAAGGCAUAAAAGAAUCCACACUGGCGAAAAGCCUUUUUCUUGCGAGAUAUGUGAUUAUAAAUUUGCACAAAAAGUACAUUUAUUAAAUCACAUAAAAAAGCACACUGGCGAAAAGCCUUUUUCUUGUGAGAUAUGUGAUUAUAAAUGUGCACAUAAACAUAAUUUAUUAGGUCACAUGAAAACGCACACUGGCGAGAAGCCUUUUUCUUGUGAGAUGUGUAAUUAUAAAUCUGCACGUAAACAUAAUUUAUUAGAUCACAUGAAAACGCAUACUGGCGAGAAGCCGUUUUCUUGUGAGCUAUGUAAUUACAAAUUUGUACAAAAACAUAAUUUAUUAGAUCACAUGAGAACGCACACUGGCGAAAAGCCCUAUUUUUGUGACAUAUGUGAUUACAAAUCUGCACGUCGAAGUAACUUAUUGAUGCAUAAGAAGAGAGUGCACUUUAUCGACUUCUAGGCCGCAAGAGUAAUAAAGAACUAGUAACAUUUUUUUUUAAUGGUCUUAAAUUGUUUAUUAGCAUUCUACGAGAUUGAAAAAAAUUUUUUUUUUUUUGAUACAUGGUAAUUUUAAUUUGUAAAUAUUUUUUGACAAUACGAGCCAAAACGCAUGACGUAACAAAUCAUUUAGAAAAUGUUUGACAAAAAUAUUAAUUAACAAUCGUCACAAAAUGGACGACAGUGUUUUUUGACGUUUGGAAAAUUUUAUAAAAUACUUGGUAUUUAGAUUAAGUUCUGUAAGAAAUCCUUAACUUUUAUUAAUUGAUAUCGAUAUAUUUCGGAUCCUUAUUCCAUGUAGUAGGUACACGAAAUUAAUAUUGUUUAUAUUAAUUAAAACGAAACUUUUUGUUUUCAUACAAAGUAAUUCAAAAUAAUUUCUACUAUCCAUGUAACACACGCCUUUAUCUAUCCUUGCAUUUUAAAAUACGUAAUCGUUGUGGUAAGACUGUCGAUAUCGACGAGAUAUUGCAACUGGCACUCCGCACUUCACUAGUAAGCUACUUCAUAAUAUUUAUCAAUGAAUGAGUUAAUAAGAAUAGCGCUGAUAUAAUCAGAUGUAAACCAGGAUUAACUACCGUUUAGCAGAGAGUCAAGCACGAGCGAAAUCACGGACUGGCAACCGCUAGUAGCAGGGUUAAAGGAUCUUUUUAAAUUUAACAAAUACUCCCCUUCUCCGCUCGUGUUGGUUCCUGGCCAAGUAACUAACAAUGCAAUACUAACCGGACGAUAACUCACUCAUUUGAUUCACUGACUCACUACUUAACUUCUACAUCACUAUCACUAUUUAACAAAUGGAAGACUACCAUCCAUUCCGAAAUCGCGAUUACAACUGAACUACUAAACUAGCAGACUAGAGUAGAAGCAGGUUGCCUCCACUCAGUGAAGCGUACCGGUCUCCCACUACUCCCCACCUAAUUACACGGAAAACUUAGUACUCGGCUCAUGACGCGAAUCGACCGAUCUAAUGACUCCCUGCCAAACUGACUAGAUCCAGCUCAAACGUUCAACUCAAUAAACAUCGCUCACUCCGAAAUCGUCAACUGACAGAUGUCCACAGACAAACAACUGACCGAUAAACGAGACGUACUUUGACGUUUCUAAAAGAUAUUGCUAUCAAAUUAAUCACUCAUAAAAAAGUUAGAUGGCGCUAUAAUUAUCUAAUCUUGCGAUAGAUAGAUAGACAAGAUAGUAUUUUGUCGUUCAUCGUCGUCUUAGUGCUGCAAUACUGCAAUGAUUAAUAAAUAUGUAGCGGGGAGAAAAUCUGAACAAAAAAAAAUCACCAAGAACAGAAAUUGUAAUCGUUUGUUCCAAAGUUUGUCUUCAGAACUUUUUAAUAUUUCACACAAAAUAAAUUAUAAAUCACUAA